AUGCCGCUAGUUCGCUACAGGAAGGUGGUCAUCCUCGGGUACCGCUCUGUAGGGAAGACAUCUUUGGCACAUCAGUUUGUGGAGGGCGAGUUCCUGGAAGGCUAUGAUCCUACAGUGGAGAACACUUACAGCAAGAUAGUGACUCUUGGCAAAGAUGAGUUUCACCUACACCUGGUGGACACAGCAGGGCAGGAUGAGUACAGCAUUCUGCCCUAUUCAUUCAUCAUUGGGGUCCAUGGUUAUGUGCUUGUGUAUUCUGUCACCUCUCUGCAUAGCUUCCAAGUCAUUGAGAGUCUGUACCAAAAGCUACAUGAAGGCCACGGGAAAACUCGGCUGCCGGUGGUGCUAGUGGGAAACAAAGCAGAUCUCUCUCCAGACAGGGAGGUCCAGGCAGUUGAAGGGAAGAAGCUGGCAGAGUCCUGGGGUGCGACAUUUAUGGAGUCAUCUGCUCGAGAGAACCAGCUGACUCGAGGCAUCUUCACCAAAGUCAUCCAGGAGAUUGCCCGGGUAGAGAAUUCCUAUGGGCAAGAGCGCCGCUGCCGGCUCAUGUGAGCCCUCAGGCAUUGGGUAGCUGCCUUGAUUCUGCCCCUGGCACUUGCCAGGCUCCAGGGGGUAUAGGCCCUUAGGACUUCACGGGUAUGGUUGCCAGCUGUGUCCCUGGUCCUCUGGUCACACAGUGUGGUACCCUCAUGUUUGCACACUUUUCCAGGCUCUAAUGGCCUGGUUGUCAAUGUUUACAAUGGGGCAAGGAUGUCUCAUGGGACUGGCCUCUAGUCCUCUGUUUUUGCUAAAUGAAUUGUUAUAACCUGCAGGGUUGGGAUACGAGUCCUAAGCAUUGUUUAUUUAGGACCCUGUCUUCUGUGCAGGUUUUGGGCGUUGGCUGGGUGAGGGGAGCUGGGGAUUCCUGAAGUGGAGCUGGCUCCCUA
Molecule: messenger RNA, 926 nt
Organism: Callorhinus ursinus (northern fur seal)
Lineage: Eukaryota; Metazoa; Chordata; Mammalia; Carnivora; Otariidae
Gene: RHEBL1
Product: RHEB like 1
Biological process (GO): signal transduction
Cellular component (GO): membrane
Molecular function (GO): GTP binding; GTPase activity
Source: RefSeq, a predicted model, not a curated record